AGGCGGGAAUGGAUGCUAUCAUGUCGCAGGAAGGAGAGGACCUUGCGACUGUGCAGUGCCCUGUCCGGGCCGCCCUCGACCAUUUGUGUCAGGAGCUCAAUCUGGACGUUUGCAGCGCUUCGGAAGCCCUUCGGGAUUUCACGGUCCUGCGGGGCACUUACAGCCUUGAGGGAGACAUUGUACAUUGGUUGGCUUGUGCUCUAUAUGCUGCUUGCCGUAAAAGUAUAGUGCCCACUGUAGGAAGUAGUUUGAUGAAAGGAAAUUGUGUCUCACUGACCAGAAUUCUGCGUUCAGCAAAGUUAAGCUUAAUUCAGUUUUUUAGUAAAAUGAAAAAGUGGAUGGACAUGUCAAACCUGUGCCAAGAAUUUCGAGAGAGAGUGGAGAAGUUGGAGAGAAACUUUGAAGUGUCCACAGUAAUAUUCAAGAAGUAUACCCCAAUCUUUUUAAAUAUAUUUAAAAAUCCUUAUGAAGAGCAACCUAAGUUUCAAAGAAGCAGGAAACAGAGACGGGUACCCUGUACUGUUAAAGAUCUAUUCAACUUCUGCUGGACCCUAUUUGUCUACACAAAAGGUAAUUUCAGUAUGAUUGGAGAUGAUCUAGUGAACUCAUACCAUUUACUUUUAUGCUGCUUGGAUAUGAUUUUUGCAAAUGCAUUUUUGUGUCCAUAUAAAAAAGAUUUACUAAAUCCAUCUUUCAAAGGUUUGCCAGAAGACUUCCACACAACUGACUUCAAAGCUUCUGAAAGGCCACCAUGCAUUAUUGCCACACUGUGUGAAUUACAUGAUGGACUUUUGGUAGACGCCAAAGGCAUAAAAGAACAUUAUUUUAAGCCAUAUAUUUCAAAGCUCUAUGAUAGGAAGAUUUUAAAAGGAGAUUGUCUUUUGGAUCUUAGUAACUUUGUAAACAACAACAAAGCCCUGAAUAAAGAAUAUGAAGAGUAUGUUCUCACAAAAGGUGAUUUUGAUGAAAGGGUUUUCUUGGGGGCAGAUGCAGAAGAAGAAAUUGGAACACCUCAAAAAUGUGCAGCUAUACCAUCUGGGAAUAUAAGAGCUCAUGUUGAAUGUCAUCUUCAGCAGCAUUUUGAGAAAAGGUCCUUUGCACCAUCAACCCCUUUAACUGGUAGGAGUUAUCUGAAAGAGAAGGAAUCAGUCAUUACUCCAGUUGCUUCUGCAACACAGAGUGUGAGCCGGUUACAAAGUAUUGUAGCAGGGUUGAAAAAUGCACCAAGUGAACAGCUUGUAGCUAUUUUUGAAUCAUGUAUACGGAAUCCUAUGGAAAAUAUCCUGAAAGGAGUGAAAAAGAUGGGUGAAAUUUUCUGUCAGAACUAUACUCUGUCAACCAGUGAUCAACCAGUAUGCCACAUAGAUUUUGCUCUUCACCGAUUAAAAUUGGCAGAAAUUUUGUAUUAUAAAAGUUUGGAGACUAUAAUGAUACAAGAAAAACGAAGGCUGCCUGGCAAAGACAUCUCUACCAUUUUAGAGCAAGAUAUUUUCCAUUGCUCCUUGGUUGCAUGUUGUUUUGAAAUAGUGCUCUUUGCAUAUCGUUCACCAAGAACUUUUCCCUGGAUCAUUGAUGUUCUUAAUGUCAGGCCAUUCUAUUUCUACAAGGUGAUUGAAGUAUUGAUUCGUUCAGAAGAAGGACUCUCAAGAGAUAUGGUAAAACACCUCAACAGCAUUGAGGAACAGAUACUUGAAAGCCGAGCCUGGAGAGAAGACUCUGUUCUUUGGGAUGCCCUUCAGGCCUCAGGAGAUGAGGUUCCAAGCUGUGAAGAAGUAAUAUUUCCAUGUAAUUUUGAAACAGGAAAUGGAGAAAGAGGACUAGGAUAUCUUCCCAUGAUGCCAGCAUCUCCUAUAAUGCACCCCAGAGUAAAAGAGGUUCGGACAAAUCUUGAGGGCAAUCUUAGACAAGAUUUGCAGCUAUUGUCUCCAGUCUCUGUUCAUGACCGUUACAAUUCUCCUAUGGCAGGAAGUGCUAAAAGAAGGCUUUUUGGAGAUGAAAGCCCCCCCACAAAAUCUGUAGAAAAAAAACAUGCUGAAGGAUUGAGACUGAAAACAGACAAGCAUAUGUCUGUUUCACCUGAUGAGGUUGUUCUAAGUAUGGCACAAAGUACAGUAACAAGACAGAAAGUAACAAUCCCGUUACAUGGUAACACAAACAAGACAGGAAGGAUCACAUUGAUACCUAUUGCAGUCAACUUAUCUGAAGACUCUAAAGUGGACAGCUACGGACAAGUCCCGCUCAGUGCUAAUGCUUUAAUGACUGUUUCUCCAAGUCAGCCUCCUUCCUCCUUUCAUUCAGCAGGAAACAAGCCAAAGAAAACUGGAUCUCUAGCACUUUUUUUCAGAAAGGUAUACAAUUUGGCAAGUGUUCGAUUGCGUGAUCUGUGCUCAAAAUUGGAUGUUUCCCAUGAUUUACGAGGGAAGAUAUGGACUUGUUUUGAAUUCACGUUAGUUCAUUGUACAGAUCUAAUGAAAGAUAGACACUUGGAUCAACUCCUCCUCUGUGCUUUUUAUAUCAUGGCAAAGGUGUCCAAAGAAGAAAGAACUUUUCAGGACAUAAUGAAAAGUUAUAGAAAUCAGCCACAAGCUAACAGCUAUGUAUAUAGAAGUGUCUUAUUGAAAAAAGUACCAGCUGAUGUAAUAGAUUUAAAACAUGAAGAUACAUCAAGUGAAGGUGUCUGCAAGAAGAUGAACAAUUCUAGAGAUUUGGAAGAAGAAGAGAGAGGGGAUCUUAUAAAGUUUUACAACACUAUUUAUGUAAAAAGAGUGAUAAACUUCGUAUUGAAAUAUGAUGCUUCCAACCAUGAUUAUGUGGUGGAAGCACCUCCGCUUUCCCCCUUCCCCAGCAUUAAACAGCUACCAGUGUCUCCUCGACGAAUUUCUCAGCAACAUUCUCUUUAUGUUUCACCACAUAAGAAUGGUACUUGCUUGACACCUAAGAGUGCACUGUUAUAUAAAUUUAAUGGGAGCCCUUCUAAGAGUUUGAAGGAAAUUAACAAUAUGAUUAAACAAGAAGGACAGAGACCUAAGAAGAGAGCAAUAUCAAUUGAUAGUGACACAGAAUCACCAGCUAAGAGGCUUUGUCAGGAGAAUGAUGAUGUUUUGCUUAAACGUCUUCAAGAUGUUGUCAGUGAAAGAGCAAACCAUUAAGUCAGCAAAGAUGCUGUGAGCACCAAAGCUUUCUUGUGACUCAACUGUCUGUCCUUCGUAUCAUUUUUAUUUUUUGUAGCUAGUUGGGUUGCCAAUCAAUGUAUUAGAAUUUUAUGAUGCUCCAUUAUAGAAACAAAUUUUAUAGCAGUUAUUAAUUUUGAUUGUAUAGUCUAUGAAUAUUUAUGACAUUAUUUUGAAGGUUUUGAUCAGAUCUAUAUUAAGUGAUGCAUUUUAAUGUUACAAAUGUUAUUGGAAUUAUUGUCUGAAAGUAGAAGCUUAUGAGAAAAUCUUGAUUUUAAGAUGCUUUCCCAACAUAUUUACAAUGUCAGUUAUUUUCUGGCAUAGUUAUUUGGGUUUAUGGUUCACUUUAAAACAUUUUUUGGGUUUUAUUCUUUAAAAGAAUAUUAGGAUCUAUGCAUUAUUUUAACAUAAAAUAAGGUAAGAUACAGUUAAUCAUUAAUAUAGUAAAAUGAGGUGUUGUAGUUUACAGUGGAGAGAUGUCCCCUGUUUGAAUGGUUGGAUAAAUGCUUUGAAUAAGGUGUUCUGUAAAGCACUGAACUCUUACCUCCUAGUAGAAUGGCAAGCUUUGUGCAGGAUGAGCUGGAGUAGGAUUGGGGGUUAAUUUUAGUUUUGCUGCUAGGACAGUUGUGUGAACAUUUUUUCAUCAUCGCCUAUAUUGGUUUACUUUAUUCCAAGUUAGUUUCCUAAAGAGAUAGUGAGCCCUCUAUUGAAUAAACAAAUGCACUCCUUGUAUGUUAAUAGAGUUUAAGAAGGCUGCUUCUGCACUAUAGAGGCCUAUGCACUGUAUAACAUCUGUAACAAGCAUGUUACUCAUACCAUUCAUAAUUAAUAUGGCUUCUCACAUAGAAAACCUGUCUACACAGUACAUUAUAGCUGCUUACAUGAUGCAGCUGUGCCUGGCUGUUCAGCAUCUCAAGUCUGUUUUUCUCAUGGGAAGGCUGAAUUGUAGUCUAAACAAGUGCCUUCCUCUGCUCUUAAAACAAAAAUACUUCUCCUGUAUCAAAGGGAUAAAAAAGCACCAUGUCUGAGACAGGUUGCUGUAUUUACCCUAUUAUUGGUUGGGUUUAAAAAAGAUUUUCCAGUAUUCAUUGAGAAGCGUAAAAAAACUCUAUAAACUUGAGAAUUGUUUCUUUUUUUCCCUCCAUCCAAAAAAAACCUCUUGGUGAGCCCAGGAAAAUUAUGGGUUGAGCCAGUAUUUUAAGGUAUUCCAGCCUUCUCUACUGAAGUACUUGGUAAUAGAACCUUUAGAUCUAAACAGAGUCAGACACCUGCUAAGCAGCUGUAAUUUGUAACAAUGUAACAUUCUUUUUAAUAAUUUUUUCAACCUGAAAAAGCUUGAUUUCCUUUGUGAAGUGUCUACACAAAAUACAAGCCUUAUCAAAUUAAGUGUAUGCAUAAGAUUAAUAUGAGAUAUCAUAAAGGUUUUAACCAUAGUUUUCUAUCCUGGCCAAUUUUUUAAUUUUUUUACUGAAUGUUUUAUAAAGAGGGAAAUUCAUUAGGAAUACUUUAUGAAAGUAUAGAAAGAUAAAGUUCUGUCAUUACUGUAAAGGAUCAUUCUCACUUGAUAUGUAUUAAAAAUAAGAGCCAUAAAAUACUUUGUAUUUCUGAUUCAUAUAUAGAAAGUUUUACAUUUUGUUAAGACUGCUUUCCUAAGACUUCAAUCAGUUCUAAAGAGUUUUUAUAUUUAGUUAGUAUUCCAGAGUAUAAUACAUUGAGAUCCACUGUUUAAUAAACCACAAAGCAAAAUAAUAAGCUGAAAAAUGUUUUACAACAGACUUAAAUAUAUUUAUUCUUUAUUGAUCCUAAGGAAGGAAGGAACAUUCACAAGGGGAGUGGAACUGGAGUGUUAUGCUUUUUAUAAAAGGCGUAUUUUUCCUUUGGGAGAAAAAUGGUGUUUUACCUUUUGAAAUAUCUGGCUUAUUAUCACAGAGUGUGGAAUAAAAGUAUACUCAGUAUACAGAAAUUUCAAUUAUAUGCAAUUGGUUUUUUAUGUUUCUUUUCCAGUCAAUUGAUCUUAACUUCUCACCUUUCUCUCAGUGGCAUAAAUAUAUUCAAGGCAGGGGAGGUGACUACCUUGGGAUCUUCAAAGACAAAGUGCCUCUCCAGGCCUUCAACCGUUUUUAAAAA
Candoia aspera is the source of this 5297-nucleotide messenger RNA. It is a transcript of the gene RBL1, whose product is annotated as RB transcriptional corepressor like 1. Gene Ontology annotation, cellular component: chromatin; transcription regulator complex; nucleus. The record is from RefSeq and is a predicted model, not a curated record. The coding region runs from base 9 to 3149 and encodes 1046 amino acids. Gene Ontology annotation, biological process: regulation of transcription by RNA polymerase II; cell differentiation; negative regulation of G1/S transition of mitotic cell cycle. The transcript has 23 exons. Lineage: Eukaryota; Metazoa; Chordata; Lepidosauria; Squamata; Candoiidae. Gene Ontology annotation, molecular function: RNA polymerase II transcription regulatory region sequence-specific DNA binding.